AUGCUCUUAUUUCAUUCCCUCCCGUCUCUUCUCAGCUCACCGACGCUUUCUCGUUUCAAGUUCGCUGCUUCUCAUCGUUUGACGCCCCAGAAGACUGUUGAAAUCGGCAAGUUUUUUAGAUUUCUGAAGUAGCUUGCGUGUACAGCAUUUGCUUUUGUGUUUAUUUACAAAGUCCCUAUUUCUUGAUUUUCUGUUAGUUGUAGUUCCCCUUUGAAAAUCCCUUUUUACUUCAUUCAGGCGCCAUGAUCCGCACGACUCUUCAAGCAAGUUUAUGGAAGCGGACAUUUUGGUACAAUAAGCGGCUGCUGCCCUUAAGCAACUACGAACAUUUGUUGACUAUUGCCUAAUCCCUCCUUCAACCCUAACAAUCGCGAGUUUGCUUCUUCGCGCUCACCUAACUUUAUGCCAUUUCUCGCAACCAGCGAAAUAGGCUGUCAUCGAAUGUACAUAGCCUGGGUUGAACAUGCAUUGAUUCCAAUUUGUGCAAUGUAUCCCUAAAUUUACUUUAUUGGGAGUAAUUUUAACUAGAAACGGUUGCCUCAGCGAGAUUGGAAUACUGCCUAAAAUAGAACAUCAUCCGAAGAUCACACACACGCGUUAAACUGCUCGCAUUUAAUCGAACAUCUUCGAACCUGCCUGUUUAGACCACAUUCGACAAGUAACUACAGAGGCGAUGUUCCGUUUCUCAUUGGCCUUCGACUCCUGUGUGACUCCAGUCGAUUUUCAAGAACAAUGUACAAAAAUUAUUAUACCUUGCAAUUAUAUACUUGAAAGAAAAGUGUACCUGGGUUCUUCAAGAGCCUACUAAUGCGUAAAGAUUUUAAAAGAAGCUGUGCUUUCAAUACUAUGUAAGGAUUUUGGGCUACACACUCCAUGUUUUAUUGAAUAUAAAACCAAAUCCCUGUAUUUCUACGAAGAGGGUCCCUGACGCUCCUAAAGUAUUCCCGUUGAUGUAGAUUGUGCUGCCUAUUUUGUAAGCAGCAUCAACAACCCCACGGACCUUUGACAGCUGGCUCGCGUUUGCAAACCAUUGAACAGUCGAAGUACAUCGCCGCUUUAACGAAAAUUUGGAGAGUGCAAUUUCCUGCGAUUUAAUGCGCUAAGUGGAUCUUUAGUGCGUCCUUUUUAGGGAGCAUAUUUAGGUUUAUGCAGCCACCGCAGAGCAACAGAAAAAAUUACUUACCUCUUAUACUGUAAUUUUUGUACCAAGUUUGAUUUCGGGAACCGGCACGUGGGGCAUUUUCUUACUCCAGCCGGUCCUUUCCCAAAUUAGACCAAACCGUCUGUGUGUUCCUCACUUUCUAUAGGCUCCGCCUUUAUUUUUCUCGUGCAUUAGUGUCUUGGUGUAUUUAUUACUUUCUUCCUACGAUAUUUGGUUUUAAUUUUUAUCCAAACUUGCAACAGAUCAGUCUAGUAGUCGGUGCAAGAAACCUGAAAAUGCUAUUGUUAUAAUUAACGAUAGUUGGUGCAUGCUGUCCAACCACCGACAGGGCUUGUCUGAUUUUCAGUUAAUAUGGUAGAAUUUUCAAUAAGUACACCUAUAACCACUCAGUUGUAGUCGAGGCGGUAAAUAAACCGUGGCCUCUGUUAGACAGAACUCUGAUCAUGAGCGGCCCAACCGAAUAAGUAAAGAUCUUGAAUGUGAUUCGAAAGGCUGACUUUACGUCACAGCUGAAGGUGGCAUCUUCACUGUCAGGUGUAAUGAUGUGGUUUACUAUGAGACAGAGAAAAAGAUGAAAGUCAGCCAAAUGUCUUAAAUGCAGGUAGAUCCAAUUUUUGAAAAUUUUGAAACAAAAAUCAGACCUUAGUUCGGGGCUUUCUUCACAGCUCAGGACAGACUGGCUUGAGAAACAGAGACCGUAGUACAGUGUUUUUAGACUCACUGCUCUCCUCAAUACACCUUUUUCAGCCACAGCAUCUCGACAGUCACUUGGAAACAAAGCUUGCAGUAG
This is a messenger RNA of Spirometra erinaceieuropaei, 1952 nucleotides long. Lineage: Eukaryota; Metazoa; Platyhelminthes; Cestoda; Diphyllobothriidea; Diphyllobothriidae. The record is from the annotation of a GenBank genome assembly.